AUGGCGGCUGCAGCUACAGCAGAACCGUCCACUACAGCUGCUGACAAGCUAUCCUUUGUGCCAUCAAAAAGUGUGACGUUCAUGCCAAAUACGUCAAAACAGAUGGCUGAAAUGGCAAUCACUAACGAGUCAGAUAAAAAUGUUAUGUUUAAAAUGAAAAGUACAAGACCAGGCAUGUUUAAGAUGCGACCAGUUUACGGAGUAAUACCUCCCAAUGGUAAGAAGCUUCUCGAAGGCGAGGUAGGAAAAAGAAAAUUCAGAAUACUGUUCUUUGGUAUUAAUGAUAAAGAGGAGGAAGAGGAGGAAGCGAAGGAGGCCGAGAGGAAGGCAGAAGAGAUGAAGAAAGAUAAAGAUGGAAAGGGAGGAGAAAAGGAAAUUAUCGAAAGGGUGAAGGAAAAGAUUGUGAUACAGAAGGAAGUGGUUCAAGCUCCUCAGAAGAAAUUGGUCAUGGUGAUGUAUCGUGACCCGAAAGCACCAGAAUCAUCCAGUGCUGACGAAGAAGAAGGAGACGAGACAGAUGCCACCUUGAUACCACAACCUGAACAACAGAAAGGUGCUUCUAAGCCACCAUCGACAGGUACUCAGCCAGCAUCGAAGAGUUCUCAGCCACCGCCGGCAGGUGCUCAGCCAGCAGCGAAGAGUGCUCCAUCGAAAGGAGCUCAGCCACCAUCGAAAGCAUCUCAGCCACCGUCGAAAGCAUCUCAGCCAUCUCCAGCAAAACAAUCUCCUGCUACCCAACCUUCUCCAUCACAAGCUCCUGCCAAGAGUGGUACCACUCCAUCUGCUGGUCCUGCUAAGAGUGCUCCUGCUCCAGGUGCUGCUCCAGCUGCUGCUCCAGCUGCUGGUCAGAAAAAAGUAGAGGAUGAUCUUGCCGGUUUGAAGACUUGUCGCAUGAAUGUAAACUUCCAACAACGGCCAGCAGAACCAGCUCCCAAAAAGUGA
This is a messenger RNA of Haemonchus placei, 942 nucleotides long. The record is from the annotation of a GenBank genome assembly. NCBI's taxonomy places the organism in Eukaryota, Metazoa, Nematoda, Chromadorea, Rhabditida, Trichostrongylidae.